CCCUGCGCCCCUGGCCAGGGCGCAGGCCUAGUGGGGCAGGCUGGGGCCUCUGUGACGCGACGUUCCAGGCGGUGGGCCUGUUAACUCUGCCCAGGGCCUGCGCCCCGCACUUUCCGCCCCACUGGCGCAGCCCACAGGCAGGGCAGCCGGUGUGGCCAGGCGACAGGAGGCAGCGGCGGCGGCAUGAGCUACUACCAGCUACCAGUGGUGAUCGACAACGGCUCGGGAAUGAUCAAGGCGGGCCUGGCUGGCUCGCGGGAACCCCAGUUUGUCUACCCGAAUAUUAUCGGCCGAGCCAAAGGCCAGAACUGGGAGGCUAAGAGCGCGCUGGAACUGUGUGUGGGCAAUGAGGCGCAGGAAAGAAGACACUUACUGUCCAUCAGCUACCCAGUGGAGCGUGGUCUGGUUACUUCCUGGGGAGACAUGGAAAUCAUGUGGAAGCAUAUCUAUGAUCAUAAUCUGAAGCUAAAGGCCUGUGAUGGCCCAGUCUUGAUUACUGAGCCAGCACUGAACCCACUGGUGAACCGGCAACAGAUCACUGAAGUGUUUUUUGAGCAUUUGCAGGUUCCUGCUUUCUAUAUGUGCAUCCAAGGGGUGCUUGCUCUCUUUGCCGCUGGCUUCACAACUGGCUUUGUGUUGAAUUCAGGUGCUGGGGUGACCCAGUGUGUGCCCAUCUUCGAGGGUUACUGUCUGCCUCAUGGCGUCCAGCAGCUAGAUCUGGCAGGCCUUGACCUCACCAACUACCUCAUGAUGCUGUUGAAGGACCAUGGCAUCAUGCUGCUUAGUGCUGCAGACAGAAAGAUUGUCGCAGACAUUAAGGAAACCUCUUGUUAUGUGGUAAUGAACUAUGAAGAGGAAAUGGCCAAGAAUCCUGAGUCUGUAGAGAAAGUUUACCACCUGCCUGAUGGGAAGAUGAUCAAGCUCCAUGACCAGCUCUUUCAUUGUCCAGAGGCCCUCUUCUCUCCACAUCUUAUGAACCUUGAUACCCCUGGCAUCGAUAAGUUGUGUUUCAGCAGCAUAAUGAAAUGCGAUACGGAUCUGAGGAAUUCAUUUUUCUCUAAUAUUGUCCUUGCUGGGGGAUCAGCCUCUUUCCCUGGUUUGGACAAGCGGCUAGUUAAAGAUAUAGCAAAUAUGGUACCUGCCAAUACGCCUGUGCAGGUUACAGCUCCCCCAGAAAGGAAACUGUCAGUGUGGAUGGGAGGCUCUAUUCUUGCAUCCCUGUCUGCCUUCCAGGACAUGUGGAUCACCGAGGCAGAGUUUAAAGAAGUUGGACCCAACAUAGUACAUCAAAGAUGCUUCUGAAUACAGAUAAAAUGGUUAGAAAAAAAUGUUUUGAGUAUUUCUGACAGAAAACUGUAUAUUAUAAGUAUCUGGGGGAACAAGAUGUAUUUGAAUUAUUGGACUGUCCAUGUCUCUUGCAUUUCUAUGUUGGGGGAAAAUAAUGGUGAAGUAAACCAUUGAGUAGAGCCAAAUUAAAUGCUAGA
Molecule: messenger RNA, 1484 nt
Organism: Enhydra lutris kenyoni (northern sea otter)
Lineage: Eukaryota; Metazoa; Chordata; Mammalia; Carnivora; Mustelidae
Product: actin related protein T3
Exons: 2
Coding region: 184-1302 (372 amino acids)
Source: RefSeq, a predicted model, not a curated record